CGUUACAAUAAUGGGGAAAUCAGAAAGCCAAAUGGAUAUUGUGGAAAAAUCGACCAAAUCUGGGAGGAAGCCCUGGAGCUUUGUGGCCAUCGGGCUGGCUGUCCUGCUGCUCCUCAUGACCUGCGCUGCCGUCGCCCUGGUGAUCCUCUAUGCCAGCACCAGAGGUUCCCACUAUGGCACCAACUCGGGCAGCAUCUGCACCACCCCUGGGUGUGUGACAGCAGCUGCCAGAAUCAUCCAGAACAUGGACCCCACAGCUGACCCAUGCCAGGAUUUCUACCAGUAUGCCUGUGGGGGCUGGCUGAACAGGCACGUGAUCCCAGAGACCAGCUCCAGAUACAGCAUCUUUGACAUCCUGAGGGACGAGCUGGAGAUCAUCCUCAAAGGUGUGCUGGAGACUUCAGACCAAGGGGACAGAGAAGCAUUUCAGAAAGCCAAAAUCCUUUACAAGUCCUGCAUGAAUGAGAGUCUUAUAGAGCAAAGAGAUUCCCUGCCCCUGCUGGAGGCCUUGAGGAUGGUUGGAGAUUGGCCAGUGGCUUCUGCAGACUGGAGUAGGACCAAAGAGCCAAGCUGGAGCAUGGAGGAAACCCUUUCCAUCAUGAACUCCAGGUUUAACAAACGUGUCCUCAUCGACAUGUUCGUGUGGAAUGAUGACAGGGAUUCCAGCAGACACAUCAUUUAUAUUGACCAGCCAAGUUUGGGGAUGCCAUCCAGAGACUACUACUUUAAUGGGGGCAACUAUCAGAGAGUGAGGGAGGCUUACCUGCAGUUCAUGAUCACCAUCGCCAAAAUGAUCCGCGAGGACAAGAACGUGUCCAGGGAUGAUUCCUUUGUCCAGGAGGAGAUGGCAAAGGUCAUGGAGCUUGAAACAGAGAUUGCAAAUGCCACCACCCCAGCAGAGGAAAGGCACGAUGUGACCCUGUUGUACAACAAAAUGACCUUAGCAGAGCUGCAGGAAAAGUUUGCAUUCAAUGAAUUUAACUGGACCUUCUUCAUCCAACGUGUCAUGUCUUCAGUGAGUGUUCAGGUGGACCCAGAGGAGGAGGUGGUUGUGUAUGGGAUGCCUUAUCUGCAAGAGCUGAAAGCAAUUAUCUCCAAGUACUCAGCCAGCACCAUCCAGAACUACCUCAUCUGGCGGCUGGUGAUCGACCGCGUCAGCAGCUUGAGCCGGCGCUUCAAGGACGCUCGGGCCAGCUACAGGAAGGCCCUGUACGGGACGACGCUGGAGGAGGCGCGCUGGCGGGAGUGCGUGAGCUACGUCAACAACAACCUGGAGAACGCGGUGGGAGCCAUGUAUGUCCGGGAGACUUUUGCUGGUGAGAGCAAGAGGAUGGUCCGAGAUUUAAUAGAGAAGAUCCGCGAAGUGUUCGUGGAGACCUUGGAUGAGUUACAGUGGAUGGAUGAGGCAUCCAAGGAGAAAGCUCGUGAGAAGGCAAUGGCAAUCAAAGAACAAAUUGGCUACCCAGAUUACAUUUUGGAAGAUCACAAUGAGAAACUGGACCUGGAAUAUGCCAAUUUAAACUUCAGUGAGCACAGCUACUUUGAAAACAUCCUGGAAAACCUGCGAGCUGGAGCCCAGAAGAGCCUGAAAAAGCUGAGAGAGAGAGUUGACCAAGACAUAUGGAUAAUUGGAGCUGCAGUGGUCAAUGCAUUCUAUUCCCCCAACAGGAACCAGAUAGUUUUUCCUGCUGGGAUUCUCCAGCCCCCCUUCUUCAGUAAGCACCAGCCCCAGGCCCUGAAUUUCGGAGGGAUUGGGAUGGUUAUUGGGCACGAGAUCACGCAUGGCUUCGAUGACAACGGAAGGAAUUUUGACAAGGAUGGGAACAUGCUGGACUGGUGGAGCAAUUUCUCAGCGCUGCAUUUCAAGGAGCAGUCCCUGUGCAUGGUGCACCAGUAUGGGAAUUACACCUGGGAGCUGGCAGGGGGACAGAACGUCAGUGGCAUAAGCACAUUAGGAGAAAAUAUUGCAGAUAACGGAGGAGUCCGACAGGCUUAUAAGGCCUAUUUGAAGUGGCUGGAACAGGAAGGGAAGGAGCCAAAGCUGCCUGGACUGAACAUGUCCCACAAACAGCUUUUCUUCCUCAACUUUGCCCAGGUUUGGUGUGGCUCCUACAGACCAGAAUAUGCCAGCCAGUCCAUAAAGACAGAUGUGCACAGCCCUCUGAAGUACAGGGUGAUGGGCUCCCUGCAGAACUUUGAGGCCUUCUCAGAGGUGUUCCACUGCAAGAAGGGCUCGGCCAUGCACCCCGCGGGGACGUGCCGCGUGUGGUAA
This is a messenger RNA of Melospiza georgiana, 2272 nucleotides long. It is a transcript of the gene MMEL1, whose product is annotated as membrane metalloendopeptidase like 1. Gene Ontology annotation, biological process: protein processing. The coding region runs from base 11 to 2272 and encodes 753 amino acids. Lineage: Eukaryota; Metazoa; Chordata; Aves; Passeriformes; Passerellidae. Gene Ontology annotation, molecular function: metalloendopeptidase activity. The transcript is spliced from 22 exons. Gene Ontology annotation, cellular component: plasma membrane. The record is from RefSeq and is a predicted model, not a curated record.